Ictalurus punctatus (channel catfish) is the source of this 2332-nucleotide messenger RNA. RefSeq names its product hydrocephalus-inducing protein. Bases 691 to 1314 code for a protein of 207 amino acids. The transcript is spliced from 9 exons. Gene Ontology annotation, biological process: cilium movement; axonemal central apparatus assembly. The record is from RefSeq and is a predicted model, not a curated record. Gene Ontology annotation, cellular component: axoneme. Lineage: Eukaryota; Metazoa; Chordata; Actinopteri; Siluriformes; Ictaluridae.
AUAAUUCUGUUCGUAUCCAGCUCAAUAAAUUAGGCUCAUUGCAAUUAAGGCAUUAGUAGAGAUCAUCUGGCACUGUGAAUAUGUGAUAUAUAGUGUGUCUUUCCAUUUCUGAUUAACAGUCUAGUACUGGUAGUAGCCCUGAGAUCAAGUUGCAUUUAACACCAUCUAUACUGACUUGCUGGCAGCAUUCCCAAUCUGAAGGACAAACAGAGUCCUGUGAUAGCAGUGAAUGGAUGCAGUAUGAUGCCUUAUUGCCAUUUUCAUCUGGAAGGCUCAGGAUACCUCACUGAUAACAGACAGAACCUUGAGCUCCCUGCCCCCCAGGGGUCCACACCCAGGGCCAUCCUGGAUCCCAACACCAAAGAAUUCACAUCCACAGGGGUUGGCACAUCUAUCUGCAGGACCUUCAGUGUUGUAAAUCCCACCAACAAGCAAUACUCAUUGUUGUGGAGAUGUGAAGACUCUGAGCUUAAACCCUUCACCUGCCUUACACCAAAGGACUUCAUUCAACCUGGCAAAGAAAUGGAGUCUCGUAACGUAACACCAACCUUUCCACUUUGCCAUUGAGGAGGUCUCUCGGCACUCAAAGUCUUUCAAAGAGAGCCUGAUACUGAAGCCCAUGCAAGGGACAAUACCCCCAGAGACAAGUUCCCAGUGGCCAUAUCUUUCACACCUACACAGGAGGGUGUGAUGACAUUUAACCUGCGCAUGGUGAUCAGAGGAAAAAUUCAGCCACUCACUAUGAACGUGAAAGGGGAUGGCUACAGCAUGAAUGUCUGUGUCCAAUAUGAGAGUCCAGAAGGGGCCAUGACUGAACUCUCUGCUACUGAUAGUCAUUUUGUGGACUUCAAACAAGUGGAGCUGAGUAGUAAGUCCACGUGUGCCUUUGUGGUGUCCAACCCAGGGAGGUUCAAUGUGGAUAUGCAGUAUGAGAUAAAAAGGCCUGAAGAGCUGCACUGCCACCAACAGGUGGAGUCCACAACAGCUGUGGUGCUAGUGGGAAAACAUAAUCGAUGCAUCCUCAGCUUCUUACCCCUGAAGAAGUGUGACCUCAAACAUAUGGGCUUCUCAAUCAAGGUAAAGGACGGCUCUGUUUUCCGUUGCCGUCUGCUGGGUUCUACCACCAGCCUGGGUCUGGAGUUUUCUUUUCUCAAGUACAACUUUGGAAAGACCUUCAUUUACUCUGCUGGCAUGGUGCCUGCCACAUGCACACUGCUUAUCAGCAACAAAGGCGAAAGAGGAAUCAGUGUGGACUGUUUAUUCUCCAACACUCCUUUUCUGGAAGUGAGCUUCAUACCUGCUAUCAUACCAUAGCUCCAUACUGUUGGUAGCAUGGAGGUGCCUUUCUACCCACGAGAAGCAAUGCCCUACCAUGAAAAGGUGGUCUUUGAGAUAAAUGAGUGUUCCAUGCAGGUAGUGGAGAUCAUGGGGCAAGGAAUCGAGAUGAAGAUUGACGUAGAGGAUCCAAAAUUAAAGAUUGUGAAGCUUGGAACUCUAAAGGUGGGCCAGAGGAGCAAGAAGCUCAUCCCUGUCUUCCUUGACCUUCUCUCUCCUCUUCACACCCUCUGCACAGACUCUACUGAACUCUAAGGUCCUGUCAGUGAAUCCAAGUAGGAAGGUGACGCUGAAGGGUGGAGGGGGAAAGUGUGUGGUGGAGGUGCUCUUCAGCCCUCAGCGACGCAUGGCCCCGUUCAGUGAGGAGGUGCAACUGAAGUGUUUGGGCACCAUACGCCCCCUACUGGUGCUGAAAGGCUGCUGCUGCCAGGGUGUGGAGGUCACACUGGACCAGAACUACUUGUCCUUUCAAGCUGUGGCCCAGCGUUGCCAAGCCACACGUCCUAUUAUGCUGCAAAAUACAGGAGACAUUGGGGCUAGGUGCAUAUAUACAUACACAUAUUCAUAUCGACCAUCAUGUGCAUGGUAUGGUCUUGAGCAGGGAAGUCAGACUCCAAUCCUGAAAGGCGACAUUAAUACAUGGUUCAGCAUUUUACUUCAUUUAACAUCCCACAUCAGCUAAUAAACCCUUUUGCAAAGUUCGAGAUUCUACUCAACAGACAUUUGUUGGGAGUAGGAAAGACAGCAACGGCACAAUUUAUGAAUGACAAUGCUGAAUUUUGUGAUUAUUUUGUGAUUGUGAUUAAGAGGAAGAAGAAAAAUAGUUCUUCAAGCUGACACUCCCACUGUAGAAAAUGAAAUAAGUGCUACUCUUCAUUCUGUUUUUUUUUUUUUUUUACUGUUCACAAUGUCCAUGAAUACAUUAUUAAAUAAUAGUUUGUUUUACCAUGAUAUCAUUAUAUUCAAUAAAGUUCUCUCUUUACAGAUGUAAUCAUUU